AUGACGAGGAAAGUCCAGACCCAUCGUGCCUUGAACAAUUCCAAGACAGGCCCACUGCCAUUCUGUUCCAUACCUCGUCGACUGACUGGCCACCGCAACUGUGUGUGUGUGUGUCGUCACAGAACAAAAGUGGGCGGCGCUACCACUUGGAAGUCUCCGCGCGCAUUCCUCUCUCUCUCUCUCUCUCUCUCUCUCUCUCUCUCUCUCUCUCUCUCUCUCUCUCUCUCUCUCUCUCUCUCUCUCUCUCGCUCUCUCUCUCUCUCUCUUUCUCUCUGUCUCUCUCGCUCUCUCUCUCUCUCUCUCUCUCUCUCUCUCUCUCUCUCUCUCUCUCUCUCUCUCUCUCUCAAACUCCUAAACUCUCUCUCUCUCUCUGGAUCUGGAUCUGGCUGUCUCUCAGCUUAA
Monosiga brevicollis MX1 is the source of this 402-nucleotide messenger RNA. RefSeq lists its product as uncharacterized. The transcript has a single exon. NCBI's taxonomy places the organism in Eukaryota, Choanoflagellata, Craspedida, Salpingoecidae. The record is from RefSeq and is a predicted model, not a curated record. The coding region runs from base 1 to 402 and encodes 133 amino acids.